GUUUACACUUUGCAGAACGAUUGUUUUGAUUCCGAUACCUUGUGUGAUCCAUUGUUUUCGUUCGGAAAUUCGGUUCGGAAAUGUCCGAUUACAGCAAGGCAAAGACGAGCAAACUUGUCCUGAAGGGCGAAAGUUCAAAAGGCACCAAACGGAAGCACAAGAAACACAAGAAGGAAAAGGACGCCAAACGGGCGCUGGUGGUCGAUACCGAUGCCGUCAAGCACGGCGGUUGGUGGAUGGUAAAAAAGACGACCGAAAUCACGGGCUCCAUCGCGCUACAGUUCGAUAAGCAGGCGUACAUCAAAGCCCUCGACAAUGGGCUGUUCACGCUUGGAGCGCCACACAACGAAGGCGACCCGCCGGAUCCGGAGGAAAUUUUGAGUGCGGUGCUGAUCAACGAGGACAAAGUGGCGUUCAAGUCGGGCUACGGAAAGUAUCUGAAGGUGGAAAAGGACGGUAUGAUCACGGGACGCUCGGAUGCCGUGUCGGCGCUGGAACAGUUCGAACCGGUGUUCGAGCAGGGCAAGACGGCACUGUUGGCGGCCAACGGGUGCUUCGUAUCGGUCGACCCGGAGGACGACGCGCUGGUGGCCAUCAAGAAGAAGGUUGGCAACGAAGAAGUCUGCGUGAUUCGGAGCUGCAUCGAUCGGGAGAACAUAUCCAGCAAGGAAGUGCCGGUGGAAGAAUCGGGAGAUCUGGACCAGGUCGAAAUUAAUUUUGUGAAAAAGUUUCAAAAGUUUCAAGACAAAAAGCUGCUCGUCAGCAAGGAGGACAAAGUGGUGCUCAAAAAGGCCAAGGAUGACGGUACGCUGCACGAGGAGCUGCUGAAUCGUCGGAGCAAAAUGAAGGCCGAUCGGUACUGCAAGUAAAGCGGACAGUACCGGCAGACCCGAUACUUCAUACCCAGAAUUCAAA
Anopheles cruzii is the source of this 915-nucleotide messenger RNA. RefSeq names its product protein FRG1 homolog. The record is from RefSeq and is a predicted model, not a curated record. Gene Ontology annotation, molecular function: actin filament binding. The transcript has 3 exons. NCBI's taxonomy places the organism in Eukaryota, Metazoa, Arthropoda, Insecta, Diptera, Culicidae. Bases 81 to 869 code for a protein of 262 amino acids. Gene Ontology annotation, cellular component: nucleolus; striated muscle dense body; catalytic step 2 spliceosome.